AUGACACCAUACAUGUCUCUUAAUCACUCAUCGUAUGUGGGAAAACCACCGAGUGAACUGGAAGCCUCUCGUGGGAAAUCUGUGGUUGAUUUCACUGGCCGUUUAAUUAAUGGGAGUUUACGAUAUCGUACGUCUGAUGAGCUACAAUCAACUUUCUCAACACCGCCUCCACGGAACUCUCGAAAACGUGACAAAGACUCUGAUGAAUGUUCAACAACCUGGGCUUCAAGGUUAAAGCAACUUCCAUGUUAUCUACAGCUGCCUCCUAUAUCUCUACCUGCUCGACUAGAUGCAGUGGCUAUCGACUAUCUCCGAGAGCAUUCUCUUUCUCCCCCGAAGGCGAUCGAAGAUCGUUCUAAAAUUCUUACAAACUAUCUGUGGUCGCGCCCUCUUAUGUCUGAGGAAAAAGUUAUCCUUAAAUCGUCGAAAAUUGAGGACUCAGGGGACUUGGAUUCAUGGGAUGAAGACGAAGGUCUGAUGUUUGCUCUGAAGAACUUUACUUCUCAACGUGAAGCCCAAAUUAGUAGAGAAUUGGAUUUUAAGUCAUGGAAAUCACUAAGUUACUCUGGGCAUACUUGUGAGCUGUACCUUGUCUCACGUUUGGCACCCAACUUUGCUACCGUUUGCCGCGUCUUGUACGAAAUCCGUAAACGAUGCCCAAGUUUUAUUCCAAAGUCAUUAUUUGAUUUUGGCUCUGGGCUCGGAACAGUCACCUGGGCGACAAACACAGUCUGGCCAGUUGGUUGCGUACGCCAUCAUUAUCUGGUGGAACCAUCAUUACAUAUGACACGAAUAUCGGAGUUUAUGUUUCAAAAGCAGGGGAGUGUUCAACCCUCUGAAUUUGUGUUUCCUGGUGUUUACCAUCGCCGCUUCAUGCCUAGUACCAAGAAUCAAUAUAAUUUGGUAGUCUGUGCUAACACUUUACUGGAAAUCCCAUGCAAAUCUUCUCGUUCACGUGUUAUUUCAUCAUUGUGGGAGAAAACAACUGAUUUUCUGAUCUUUAUUGAACAAGGAACAAAGUCCGGAUUUCAGGCAAUACUUGAAGCAAGGGACUUUUUGCGCACAAAUGGGGGACCUGAUGUUCAUAUUUUCAGUCCAUGUCCUCAUGUGCAGACUUGUGGAAAAAAGGAUUCCAACUGUAACAUUGUUGUACGAUAUUACAACUUUGGAUUAACGCGAUUCAAAAGUGAACCGUCUAGCGAGCUCAUUUCUUAUUUGGUUGUAUCAAAGGGGGAUUGGCGAAGACAUCAAGUCCCAGUCGUAAAACCUGAACCUGACCAAUUGCCUCGGAUUGUUACUCAUAAACUAUUCAAACAUGAUCAGCCCAUUCACGAUAUAUGUAUGCCUUCCGGUGCAGUUGAACGUGUUCUAUUCCCUAAACAACAGACUGAUGCCAACUAGGAAAAUUCCCGUUCACAUUAAAGAACUUUUGAAACUACUUUAUACGGAACAGAAAACAUGGAAUCUGGGACAGAUGUGUACCGGGUUCAAGUUAAUACAUCCCACAGGAAAUAAAUAGGAAUCAAAGCAAACGUGUGAAAAUGGCGUCGAGGAUAUCAGUAAAUGACCAUAAAUAAGCAGAAAAGUAAUUUGAAAAAUAAAGGAAAUUAAAAAAGAGAAACCUAUAAAAUCAUUCUGCGUUCAAGAUUUACUGGCAAAUAACGAAUAAACUUAUGUGUCAAUGUAAUUUCCCACAAACUAACUGACUAUAUAUGUCUAAAACCAUGUCCUCGUCACUAUUUUGUUUCAUAGAGGUCUAUAUUACUACAUGAAACAAGCACAUUCUGGUGAUAUCGUCCCUGCUGAAGUGGUGGCCACAAAUGAAUCAGAGCAUAUGAUUGAGUGUGUGAACGAAGAAGAUAAAGAAAAUAAACCGUCUUCAUAGAGUUGUUGAUAUUUUUUACCGAAUAUUAGUGAUGCCAUUUAGUGUAAAUGCAUGUAAAAGUGAAUCCAGGAAUAAUUUAUAUGCAGUUACGUUAAUAAUAUAACAAACAAAUGUGUGUUACAUUCUGUACAAAGUCAAUUACUCCCUCAUCCUUUAUUUUUUUUGUUAUUUGUUUCAAGAAAGCAACUUAAGUUUGUGUAUGGAUAUAUUCGUUCAAUAAAUUUUUAAUGAAGUUAUUUUUUAUGUGAUUUUGCAAGCUAAUGCAUAGAUUAAUGUGAUGAACUGCAGUCUGCUUGAUAUAAUUCGAAUAGAAUCUGUAAUUUAACUAAUUUGUUUGAAAAAUUCAUAAUUUAUGAUUGCAUUCCCAAAUAGAUCGUCUAGUUAUCCAGAUUAUUAAGAAUGUCUUGGGAACAUAGUUUGAAAGGCGCUCUUAGAAUUUUUCCUGUUUAUCAAGCAUAUAAGGAUACAGGACAAAAUGCUGUUGUACUUUCAUGUUACGUUUUUCGUUGGUGAAAACGAUUGUAUGCUUAUGAAUUUA
This is a messenger RNA of Schistosoma intercalatum, 2423 nucleotides long. The record is from the annotation of a GenBank genome assembly. Lineage: Eukaryota; Metazoa; Platyhelminthes; Trematoda; Strigeidida; Schistosomatidae.